AGCGAUAGAAGUUAUUGUUCGAAUUUUAUAUUAAAAUUUUGCUUCAAAUAUAUUUUAUAUUCUACAUUUGACUGUGUAAAAUGAAAAUUAAACAUAUAAUUUAUAUACGACUGUACUAGAGAACUAAGCUAAGCAGCAAAAUAAUUUUCACAUAAGAUUAGUGUUGUAUUUAGUAUUUACAUUGUUGAAUGUUGAUGGGACCCUCAGUGUAGUGUACUAAGUCAAUAUAGUGAAUUAUUGUUAAAAAUGGGUGAAAGAGAGGAUUACCUAACUUCGUAUCGGGAAUUUUUUGAACAUUUUGCGGCGACAGUAAAACCCAAUGAUCAGCUACCAGUCCACAUUCCUGUCUAUCUUAUAUCAGAAGCCGAAAUACCUGGGGAUGUAUUUCACUGGAUUUACGAGUAUCUAGAAAGAUACAAAUGUCCGUCUUCAUUAUAUCUGCCGCUGCAGCGAAUAAUUCUGGCGGAGGUGCAAGCAAUAGUCAAGAAGAAUCCAAAUGAUUACAUAUUGGACAAGGGCAUGGAAGUGUACAGGCCCAUAGUCCUGAUGCAGACAGUGAUAGCACGCACGAACGACGUGUGUCUGCGGUACCUGGACAACUCGCAACUGGAUACGUUGCCGCCUCCACAGCCCGCCUUCCGCACUGUCUCAGCGGCGAUGAGGAACUCGCGCCGCGUCAUGGAGGACCGCCACACUAAUAUUGCCAACUUGGAGGCGCUUUUCGGUAUUGAGACAACGGAACCUACAAGUUUCUACGCAGUUUACGACGGGCAUGCCGGCACAGCAGCAGCACACUACUGCACGGCUCACUUACACCGGUUUCUGGUCGAGAGUCCGCACUUCACCAACAACUUGAAGAGAGCGCUGAGGGACGCGUUUCUUAGAACAGACGCCGAGUUCAUAAGGAAAAGUAAGCACGAGUGCCAGCUGUCGGGCGGCUCCACGGCGGUGGUGGUCUGCGUGCGCGGGCGCCAGAUGUUCGUGGCGUGGGCGGGCGACUCGCUGGCGCUGGUCGCUCAGCGCAUGCGCGUCAUGCAGCUGGUGUACCCGCACAAGCCCAGCAGGAAGGAUGAGAAAGAUCGAAUAGAACGUAUGGGCGGGUCGGUGUUGUACUACGGCACGUGGCGAGUCAACGGACAACUCGCAGUAUCGAGGGCUAUAGGUGACGCGAACUACAAGCCGUACGUGACGGCGCGGCCCGAGGUGGGCGUGCUGCCUCUGGACGGAGAGGAGGACUUCGUGGUGCUGGCGUGCGACGGGCUGUGGGACUUCGUCAGCGAAGACCAGGUGGCGCUCGCGGUGUACCAGCAGAUCGCCACUGAUCCAGAUGACUUGAAAGCGGUGACGAAGCUCUUGACGACUAGAGCGAAAGCACAGGGAUCUGAAGACAACAUCUCAAUAAUUGUGGUAUUCCUGAAAGAACCCCGAGAUAUCGCGAUUCAAAACUGCCCGCCCAUGGAGCUUGGGCUGGACAAUGCGGUGGUGAACGCACCGCCGCUCGCCGUGGAUGGCGACGCUCACAAGAAGCUGUCGGAAGCGGCGGGCGGGCCCGAGGUGGCCGACAACGGCGUCAGUGACGGCGUCAGUGACGGCGUCAGUGACGGCGUCAGUGACGGCGUCAGUGACGGCGUCAGUGACAGCGACAGCGACGACCUGGGCCCCGAGACCGCCGUCGACAUGGACGCCGACGACAACGACGUGGAGAUGAGGCUCCACGAGCCGGCGCCGCCCACCCCGCUAGCGCACACGGUGGAAGACAACCACGUCGACGGCAACCUUGUGGAUAAUGUAGGUGAGAGCGGCGACGAUUCGGAAGACGAGUGGAAUUACUUCAAAGGCGAAGGUGACCGAGAACAAAACCCCAGCGAAGAAGUGGACGAGCCGUUGCGCUCUGAAACACCGUGUCAGGAUAAUUCGGCCUGGGAAACAAGUUCAGUAGACAUGAAUAGUUCACCGCUGAAUCCUGAUGCACCAGUGUUUGUGCCUGGUAGUGUCGGCUCAGAUGUACUGUUAGCUGAGUCACCUCGGAAACCUCUUCCGAUGGAUGACAUUGAUGUGCCAGAUGAUGUCGACCAGUUUGAGACUGAAGCAGUUGUGCGGCCAGCCGAGUUACAGGAUUUGGAUAAUUGUGACCAACUUAAUGGUCAUCAUAAUAUUUCCAUAGAAGGUGUAACUGAGCAUCUGAAUGGUAAUGAUAAAUGUCAAAUGGACAGUCUUGGCUUUGGUUUCAAUGUUGGCAUAGAAUCUGAUAAAAUCAAGGACACUGCCAUACUACAAGACUUUGAAAGGAUACAAAAGGACACUACUGAUUUUUGCAACAUUCAGGUGUUCCAAACAAUGACCGAAACAAAUCCCUUUGGAAUUGAUGGGAAUGAUGAUUUUCUUGAAAGGCUUAAAAAUAAAGAAAGAGAUCCAAUGAGUAUGAGUUUUUAUCAAGAAAAGGAUGAUGAUACAUGUGAUAGAUUUAACAAGAAUAAUCCAAACGUUGAUCUGAAUGCUGUACAGACACUUCCUGAUAAUAUUGAUGACGAUGACUUGCAAGAAAAUAAUGUAUAUGAUAAUAUUAUAGAUAAUAAAGAAAACAUGGACCCUGAUCAAUCAGAUAUAAGUAACCAUCAAGAGCCAAAUAAUGACAUCAGAUAUGAUGGUGUGGCUAACAUAAUAACUAAUGAUUGUGCUACCGAAGACAACAUGAUUGAUAACAUAACUCAGUGUAACAAUAUGCAAAAUUAUACAAACAUAGAAUUUGAAUGUAAUAAUCAACACACAGAUAUUCUUCCCACAGAUACACCUGAAUCACAUAAAUUGUUAUUUGAACAAAUUCCAGAAAUACCUGAUGGUAAGAGUUCAGAGUUAGGCUUUGCAAAUGAUGAAUUAGAUCCACUAGAAAACGAGAAAGAGCAAAGAAAUAUUACACCCCAGUUUGAAGUUGAAGACAAUUUAAAACAAGAAUUUGACCUAGAAACAAAACAAGAUAUAGCUGAUGAAAACAAAAAUGAAGUUGAAUCAACCUUUAUUGAACAUUCCGAUUCAGUCUUAGACAGUGAACUCAUAACAGAAUCAGACAUUCCAAAGUCUUCUGAAUUGCCUUCUGUGCAUUCUGUUGAUACUGUUGAAUAUAAUGAUGAUUUGCCUGAAACUAAUGAUAAUAAGACUGUUGUUGAUGUACACCAGGCUCAACUUAAUUCUCAUGAAACUAAUUUAGAAGAAAAUGAACAAAGUGAUGACCUAGAUGUACCUAAGAUUACACUUGAAAGUGAUGACAUUGUUGCGCAUGAGUUACCCAAGUCACCAGAGCCUCAUAAUGUUUCAACAAAUUCACCAAUACCUAAUGAAUUUCAACAAGAAUUUGCAAUAAACACAGAAUUACGAGGUGACUCCCCAGUAAUUCAUUCAUCUGAAGACCUAGAGUUAGCUAAAUCACCUUCCGCUAGGUCUCCUGAACCUAAUGCUUAUGAUUUAAAUACAACAUCAGAACAGUCACCACUACAUAACUUCAACGAUUUAGAAGAACAAACAGAUAUAACACCUGCAGAGGUGCCCUUACCCAGUGCAUCACCUGCACCUGUAGAAUCUCAUGAUAUUCCUAUCCAGGCAGAAUUAUCUCUUCCAGUUGAAGAGCCAAUUGUAACUGAUACUAAUCCUGUUGAGGAAUCUAGCAUGAAAAAUACAACUUCUCUUGUGGAGGACUUGAGACCUGAGUCACCAUCUCCUUCAGUUUCCCCUCUACCAGCACAAAUAGAAUCAACUUCACCAACCGAAGAUAUAAAAUUAGAAGAAUCACAAAUUAACUUAUUACCUGAUGUACAAACAGAAUCACAAUUAUUAGUUGAUGCUGGUGAGUUAAUAGAUAAAGUCCAAAAAUCUAUGGAAGACUUACAUAAUGCGCCAUUAGUUGAUGCUGAUCAGUCUAUAGAUCAAGUCCAAAAAUCUAUGGAAGACUUACAUAAUGCGCCAUUAGUUGAUGCUGAUCAGUCUAUAGAUCAAGUCCAAAAAUCUAUGGAAGGCUUACAUAAUGCGCCAUUAGUUGGUGCUGAUCAGUUAAUAGAUGAAGUCCAAAAACCUAUUGAAGACUUACAUAAUGCGCCAUUAGUAUGUGCUGAUAAGUAUAUAGAUCAAGUCCAAAAAUCUAUGGAAGACUUACAUAAUGCGCCAUCUAAUGAUAUAGAAUAUGCUGGAGAACACAUAAGACUAUCACCUCUGCCAGCUGUAGAAUUAAGAAAUGAAUCACCACAACCAAUUGUUGAACAGACAGUAUCUCCCGUGCCUGAUUCUUGUCAGUUUAAUGAAUUUGUUGAAAGGCAAGAACCUACAACUGUAGACACAACAAUAUCUAAACUUGCAUCUCCACUUCCUGAGCCCUCUGAAGUUCUCCCAUACACAGAGAAUACAUUUGAGGCGCCAAUAGAAGAAGCCAAAGAAGUUCGCGAAGAUUCUGCGCCGGCUCCAGACGUACUACCAGAACAUGCGCGAUCAGAACUAGUCACGGAUAUUGAUAUUGGCAUUCCUGAAUCUCGGGCACAAGAAAUAUGUGUUGCCGUGACUAGUGAGCUUCAGCAAGAAGAAGAUAAAUUAGCAGCGACUCCGCCACCGACUCCGGCAGUGCAGCCCGCUGUCAGUGAUACACUCAUCGCAGCCCCGGUAGCAGCUGCAGCCGCAGUUGGCGCCGCGACGCUGGCAGUUAAGUCGAGCUCCGCAAAGAAAACGCCAACAACUCCGAUUUCAAGAACUUCAAAACCUACUCCCAAAUCAGACUCUAAAUUAACCACAUCUACGUCUAAACGUACAACAACUACUCCAAGGCUGACAGCUAAAUCACCCACUAAAACCCCAGUCUCUGCGACUAAACCUGCGCCGAAACCAAUUACUAAGCCAGCCCCUAAACCUGCGUUGCCAGCUAAGGCUGCCCCCAAACCACCAGUUGCUAAGGAGCCAGCAGUCAGCAAAGCUGCUCCUGCUAAAUUAGUAGCAGCACCCCGGCCUGCUACCAAACCCGCACCUAGACUGACUGUGGCAGCGAAACCAGCGCCUUCUGCUACUGCACCAAGGCCCAAAACAGCACUUUCAACUAAGCCAAGUACGACUGCAACAAGUAAGCUCAGUACCGCAGCGACAAGUAAGCUCACUACGACAACGACUACAAAACUUACCACGACAACAACCAAGACCACAAAAGUGCCGGCCCCGGCAGCUCCUAAACCGGCAACUAGACCUGUGGCAAGCAAACCAACUACUCUGACUAGUAAACCCAAGGAAGUGAAGGCUAAAGCUCCAGAAAAACCUCUUCAAAAUGGGGAUGUUAAAUCUGCCGCUAAACCCGCGCCCAGGCCUAUCACAAGACCUACCUCGGCUGCUGUUCCACCCAAAACAAGCACCACAAGGCCAGCUCCGCGGGCCCAUCUAGACAAGCCGACCAAGGAAAUAGUUAACAAACGUCUCACAGCUGAUAGCAAGACAGCUCCCUCAAGGACAGCACCUGCUAAGACCUCUCCCAUCAACAAGAAUGGUGUCAAGAGCGUGGCCAAGAGGAACGCGCCGGUCAAGAAGGAGGUCAUCACAAACGGCGUGAACGGCUCGGGGGAUGACGUCAUCAAACCGCCCCCCACUCCGCCGCCCUCUGACAACGCCCUUCUGCCCGACGUCAUCGCGUAACUGGCACACAUACAAUUCCUAUUAUUUCUGCUUGAAUUUGUGAUUUUUUCUAUAAGUAGUGCGCUAGCUACGAGGACGAACGAACGACAAAACAUUCAACAACAAUGUAUCGCGAUGUUGAAGGCGACCCGAGUUGUCGCGGCCCGUUUUAUAUUGAGAGAUCCGAGCACGCAGCUGGCGCGCCGCAGAUUAUUAUUAAGUGUAUGAUAGUUAAGUCGUUAGGUGCGGGAGGACACUCCCAACUUUUCUAAUUAUAAUUAUUAUAGUCGCUUUAUAGAUUCCAUGUUCGCGUUUCACAGAGUUGCUUCUUGUUGAAUUUAUGUUUAGUGGAAGUGAGGUGCGGAAAUAACCGACCGUUCUGCGAGCCGGUCUGCUGGUUUUUGUUAGGGUUUUGUAAAGCAACUUUGUGAAACGUUGAUAUCGUGAGUUGUGAACCGGCCACGCCGUGCGUCUACUUUUAAAGCCAUUCUGACAUGUUCAAUUUGUAAUGUACGCUUUACUUACUUUUUUCUUGCUUUCGUUAAUGUGAAUGUAUUUCGUUGAAUCCUUCCGCUAGUUAUUGGUAAUAAUAUGUAUUUUGAAGAGUAGACCGAGCGUUCCAACGCCGCGUUCAAUUUAUUAUCCUUUUAGAUUUUUUAUAUUACCGACGUAUAAUUGUUUUUGAAAUCUGGCUUUUUUAAUUUAUUCUCUAUAUAACCCUAUUUAAUAAAUUCGUAAGGAAAUGACUGAGAAAUGGUUUUAUUUAUGGACAUUUGGCUCCGACUGUAGGACCGUUUGCAUUACCAUUACCGCUACAAAUACUUAAUUAUGUCAAUGUUUAACUAAAAAUCAUGGUGUUACUAAAUAUGAAUAGAACAUUUUAUUGGAAUAAAUGGUUAUAUCACCCCUUU
Molecule: messenger RNA, 6542 nt
Organism: Leptidea sinapis
Lineage: Eukaryota; Metazoa; Arthropoda; Insecta; Lepidoptera; Pieridae
Product: cell surface glycoprotein 1-like
Exons: 15
Coding region: 247-5652 (1801 amino acids)
Biological process (GO): negative regulation of protein kinase activity; protein dephosphorylation
Molecular function (GO): protein serine/threonine phosphatase activity; cation binding
Source: RefSeq, a predicted model, not a curated record